Molecule: messenger RNA, 654 nt
Organism: Postia placenta MAD-698-R-SB12
Lineage: Eukaryota; Fungi; Basidiomycota; Agaricomycetes; Polyporales; Adustoporiaceae
Exons: 1
Coding region: 1-654 (217 amino acids)
Source: RefSeq, a predicted model, not a curated record
AUGGCUGGCUAUCCGGAUUCGCCACGUACUCCACUUGACGUUUGUUGCGCACCAUCCGGGGACAUACGCACGCUCAACGUGCUCCGGGGCUUGUCAACGCGCGUCGAGCUGCCCCGCAAGAGCGCCCCGCGGCCCGUCGGUGUCGGGCGCAGGAGCCUCAGCGGGGGGCAUCGACAUCGACAUCAGGACGGAGGGAGAAACGGCCCGGGAGGGCGUGCACCCCGGGCCAGAAAGGGGUGUCGUCUGCCUCGGCGGACACCACACCGAGCUGGCCACCCUCUGGUUCUAGUCCGUGCGAGCGCGCCGGGAGAGAUGGCGCCGGUGCGGACACAGCCGCUGCGGCCACAGGCGGGAGAAGGAGAAGGAGGAGAGCCCGCAGAUCAGGGACCAGGGAUCAGGGCGGUGCGGCGCAGACAUGGAGAGGGGGCAUCGAGGGCACGGGCAUCGUUGGCACCUGCGCCGAGGCGGAGUGCGUGGCUCCGUAGCCAUGCCGUCGCCGCCACUGGCUGGAGCGCCGCGGGCGCGAGCGGCCUGCUGUGGGCGGGCACCCAGGCUCUGCCGCUAGACUCCGAAUAUGGGGCAUGGGGUGAACACGUCGUGAUCAAGGGGCGGGUGCAUGGCGUCGGCGCGGCGACGGAUGCCUGGGCCCGCUAG